Molecule: messenger RNA, 1874 nt
Organism: Cicer arietinum (chickpea)
Lineage: Eukaryota; Viridiplantae; Streptophyta; Magnoliopsida; Fabales; Fabaceae
Gene: CAMKK2
Product: mitogen-activated protein kinase kinase
Biological process (GO): protein phosphorylation
Cellular component (GO): cytoplasm
Molecular function (GO): protein serine/threonine kinase activity; ATP binding
Source: RefSeq, a predicted model, not a curated record
CAAUCUAUUCUUUUUCUUUCUCUCCAAUAUUAAUCAUCAAAUCAAGAAGAAGAAAAAGAAAAUCAAAAUCUCUCUUCAAUUUUCCUUUCUCUUCUCAUACUUCCCGGAACCUUCUCUUCUCUUCACUCUUAUUCCAUGGAUUCCAUCCUUUCAUUUUCAUCUAUUUCAUAAAUAAUAUUCAUAUUCAUAUAUUAUACGAUCUAUAAAGUUUCCCUUUCCCCUUUUUUAUAUUUAUUUUUAUUAAUCUCUUACCCAAACUCAUCUAGUUAUAUUAAUUAUAUUUUGAUUUCGAUAUACUAGAGAGAGAAAUGAGAUGAGGCCGAUUCAACUUCCACCUCCAACCGCCACCGGUUCAGCUUCCGCCACCGGUUCUCCAAUCAACAAUAACCGUCAUCAGCGCCGCCGUAGAGACCUAACCCUUCCUCUUCCACAACGAGACACAAAUCUAGCCGUUCCGCUUCCGCUGCCUCCUUCCGGCAGUGGAAGCGGCGGUAGCGGCAGCGGAGGAAGCGGAAACGGAAACAAUAACAACGCUGGAGGAGGACAAGGAUCGAGUCAACAACUAGUGAUUCCGUUUUCCGAACUCGAACGGUUGAACCGGAUCGGUAGCGGUUCCGGCGGAACGGUUUACAAGGUAGUUCACCGAACAACCGCUCGCGUUUACGCGCUUAAGGUGAUAUACGGACAUCACGAAGAAUCGGUUCGCCGUCAGAUCCACAGAGAAAUCCAGAUCUUGCGAGACGUAGACGAUCCAAACGUGGUGAAGUGUCACGAGAUGUACGAUCACAACGCCGAGAUUCAAGUUCUGUUAGAACACAUGGACGGUGGUUCACUCGAAGGAAAACACAUCCCUCAAGAAAAUCAACUUGCUGACGUGGCACGUCAGAUCCUCCGUGGACUCGCUUAUCUUCACCGCCGUCACAUCGUUCACCGUGAUAUCAAACCGUCGAAUCUGUUGAUAAAUUCGCGUAAACAGGUGAAGAUCGCUGAUUUCGGUGUAGGUAGGAUUCUGAAUCAAACGAUGGAUCCGUGCAAUUCAUCGGUUGGAACGAUUGCGUAUAUGAGUCCGGAGAGGAUUAACACCGAUAUCAACGACGGACAAUACGAUGCUUACGCCGGUGAUAUAUGGAGUUUAGGUGUGAGUAUAUUGGAGUUUUAUAUGGGAAGGUUUCCAUUUGCGGUUGGUAGACAAGGUGAUUGGGCGAGUUUGAUGUGUGCGAUUUGUAUGUCGCAACCACCAGAAGCUCCAACGAGUGCUUCGAUGGAGUUUAGGGAUUUCGUUUCAAGGUGUUUGCAGAGAGAUCCAUCGAGGAGAUGGACUGCUUCCAGGUUGCUUUCGCAUCCUUUUCUUGUUAGGACGGUUUCAAAUCAUAAUCAGAUUCCUCCAAAUCUUCAUCAACUACUUCCUCCUCCACCAAGGCCUCUUUCUUCUUAAUUAUUAUCUAUGAAGCACCGAUACUCGCAAGGACACCAGAUACGACAAUGAUAAUCGGCAAUAACUGAGAAAAUUGAAUUAAUUGAAUGUAAUCAAGUGUCGGUCACGUGUCGGAAAUCGGAAAUCACGACCUAUCUUUGAUUAGAAGUAUCGGCGCUACAUGGAUUGUUAUUAUUAGUAGCUGUAAUUUUUUUUUAAUUAUUACUACUUUGAAAAAAAGAAGAACUGAAUUGGUGAGAUUAGAUGUUGAUUUGAUCUUUUCUUCAUCACCGUAACAUGAAUCUCUAGCAUUGGCUUGCACUUGCUAUGGCCAUGGCCAACUCUUUUAUUUUUAUUUUUCCUAUUUUUAAUUAUCUUUUAUAAAUGUUGUUAUGUAUCAAAAAUGUAAUCCAAUCCAAUCCUUUCCUUUAUUUGCUUAAAAUUGUUUUAGUGCUUUUCA